This is a messenger RNA of Etheostoma spectabile (orangethroat darter), 2241 nucleotides long. It is a transcript of the gene mettl25b, whose product is annotated as methyltransferase like 25B. Gene Ontology annotation, biological process: rRNA modification. The transcript is spliced from 8 exons. The record is from RefSeq and is a predicted model, not a curated record. Lineage: Eukaryota; Metazoa; Chordata; Actinopteri; Perciformes; Percidae. Bases 284 to 1942 code for a protein of 552 amino acids. Gene Ontology annotation, molecular function: rRNA (adenine-N6,N6-)-dimethyltransferase activity.
GAAUCUACGGGAAGCACUUGAACGCACACUAGCUACAUGUGACAACAACUAGCUAGCUAGCUUUUGGCUAAAUAUAAUUAACAUUUGUGAAAUGCAAAACCCGGGACUUUAAACUGCGUUACAGUGCGUGUUAAAACGUAUUUUAGACACGCUCCCAUGGUUUUAACUGGGAAAGUAACUUAGCAUUUACAAGCUAACUUAUGCUACCAUUAGCUCAUCUCCAAGUUCUGUGUCAGUGAAACUGCUAGCAUUAGCUAGCUAGCUAGCAGCAAAGGAUUCGGAGAUGUUUACAUCCAGCCUUUCUACACAACAACAGAGAGAACUGGCGAGAAGACUCACCACGUUCCUGUCUCAGUACAGCCACGUGUCCGACUCCUAUAUCAUUGAGUUCUUCACUGAAGAUCUCUGGCACACCUUACCCCCCAGCUGGCAGCCUGUGCUGCAGGACCUGUCCUAUCCCCAGAUCGCAGACCUGUUGCUGGAUGCUGCACACACAGACAAGAGAUAUCCUUCGGUGUGGCCUCUGUCGCUCCUGGCGUUCCGGGCCACGGCCCACGCUCUGGCGUUUCCCAGGGAGCGCUGCGGGGCGGGGGGGCGAGGCGGGGCGGCCGGCUCGGAGAAGCCCGAGGAGUUCCUGCACAACCAGAGUCAGAGCGCCCUGCUGGGACACGCGUUCAGGAAACACGUCAAACCCAAGAAGCAGCACGAGAUCCGCAAGCUGGGCCAGCUGGUGAAACAACUCUGUGACCAGACUGACUGCAGCAGUGUGGUGGAUGUGGGCUCUGGACAGGGUCAUCUGACUCGUUUCCUGUCCUUUGGGCUCGGACUGUCUGUGACCGCAAUUGAGGCUGAUCACACCCUGGUUGCUAUGGCGUCCAAGUUUGACGGACAGUUACUGUUGGCCUUGGAAAAGGAAAGGCAGAAAAAGAACUGCUCCCCUCUGGUCCCGGUGUCAGAGUCCUCUCCUCGCCACUUGGCGGGUUGGGUAAACCCCAAGGCAUCAUGGGAGGCCUUCAUCGAGCAGCUGAGUGUGUCCGAUUGGGUCGACGAUGGUGUCCCAACGCCGUCUGGACCCAGCAGAAAGAGACUGCGGGGCUCUGAGCUUCAGGGGCCCUCUGCAGAAAAAUGCUGCUCAUGUGGAGAAAACAGCCAGCGACAUCCGGACUUUGUCCUCACAGGUCUGCACGCGUGCGGCGACCUCAGCGCCACACUCCUGCGCCACUUCGUCAGCUGCCCGUACGUGCGGGGCAUCACCUCGGUGGCGUGCUGCUACAUGAAAAUCACCACCGAAGAAAACCCGGCUCCUCCGGGAGUGGUCGCGGCUCCGCGGACGUCCGUCCAAGAAGCACUCCAUUCAGAGUUUGGCUACCCGAUGAGCUCCUUCGUGGGGGGGCUGCCGGGACACCGGCUGUCCUAUAAGGCGAGGGAGGGCGCGUGUCACGCCACUGAGGACUAUAUACGCAGGCUUCGGGAGGAAAGCGAGCUGCUGAGGACACACUGUUACCGGGCGACGCUGGAGACCUUCGUCAGGGAAACAAGGCCGGAUCUACGCAGGGCAGGAAUCCAGACCAUAAAGAAAGCCCACUUACUACCGUUUACAGAGUACGCCCGUCUGGGUCUGGCCCGGGUCGGCCUGCCCCCCGGGUUGCCCCUGGCCCCGCAGCGGGUGGAGGCCAUGUUGAAGCAGCAGCGCCGGGUGGUGGUGUACUUCAGCCUGGCCCUGCUGCUGGCGCCUGUGGUGGAGACGCUGGUGCUGCUGGACCGGAUCAUCUACCUGCAGGAGAACGGCGUGGGCAGUCAGCUGGUUCCUCUCUUUGACCCCAACCUUUCUCCAAGAAACUUUGUGCUGGUGGCUCUGAAGGCGCCAGAAACUCCUAAGGAGGAGAAAAAUGGGAAAAGUCAAACCAAGAUUUGUCAAUCUUUGGUGAAAAAAGUAACUUAAAGUCCCCCAGACGAGCGUGCGCUGUGUUCCUCCGCUACAAUGCUCGUUAUUGCUGCAGCGCGUCCCAGAAGCAACUCUCUGCUCCGCUUAAAACAUGUCGCUCCACGUGAGGUAUGCUGCAAGGGGGACAACGAGACAAAACCCGAACGCAGUGCAUCUGCACCUGGUGGAAUUUUGGGUUUACACUUCCUUUUUAAAAUAUAUUACUCAAGACUCUCUUACAAAACAAGGGAUCCCGAGUCUUAAGGUCAUUUGGUUUUAUCCUCUGUUUUUAGAGAUAUUAAAUAAUGAACAUUAAA